CAAAAAAAUAUUUGCUCUUAGAACAGGACUCUUGUCUUACUCACUGGUCACUACAUGUCUGUUCAGACGAAUUCAAUAAGACGCACUACAUGGAGCAAUACCGUAACUCGGCAAAUUAUCGUUUCACUGAUUCAUUCCCGGCUCACUCUUCCUCUCCAGAUCGAGGUUCCAACGAAGAGAAAGCGACUAUUCCGAUUUCCAUGGAUGCCGACGAAGCUUCGAAAUUUGAGACCACCGAGAUGCUGGCAACGUUCCUGGCUUCGACGCCAUUGUUAUCGGAGUCAUGGAAGCUGUGCAGCCGGGCAAACGCCGCCGCACCAUGGAGUUUCGUGACGGAGCGAAUAGGCGGCGUCGUUUAUGUUGCUUUCUCCAGUGUCCAAAUGGCCGGCGGGACGGAUCCGAGUUGGGGAAGCCUUGUAGCUUUAGAUAGCAUCGGCGACGUGGCGUUCUUUUCAUCGCGUCGAAAUACCGAAGGCGAAGAUCAGCCGGUGAUGGUGCACGCAGGGAUGCUUAAUCUCUUCUGGUCCUUGUUCCACUCAUUCCAAAACCAGGUGUUUGCAAUAACAAAAAGCACACAUGCCAAGUCCAUCGUCAUCACUGGCCAUUCCCUCGGAGGAGCCAUAGCGUCUCUUUGCACACUCUGGUUUUUAUCUUACCUCCGAUCCAUAUCGUCUGAAAUAUCAGUCUUGUGCACCACAUUUGGCUCGCCGUUACUGGGAAACAAGUCCUUGUCCCGAGCCAUUCUCAAAGAAAGAUGGUGUGGCAACUUCUGUCACCUAGUCUCAAAGCAUGACAUAAUGCCAAGGCUCUUGUUUGCUCCUUUGCAACCUCCUCUCACUGCUCACCUGAACUUCCUGCUCCAGUUCUGGCACCUGUCCAUGACUUCACUUGAACUUCGAAGCCUUGAGGCUAAAAUCUCUGAACAAGAGAUUGCUGAAUUGUUUUCCUCUGUAAUGGCUUGCUUGAGUGCAGCAGCAACACUAGAUGGAGAGGGAUCUUCGCAAAUUUCAUUUUAUCCAUUUGGCAGCCAUGUCUUUGUUUCAGAAAUCGGUGCACUGUGUGUAGAUAGUGCAACAACAGUAAUACAGAUGAUGCAUUUGAUGUUCGCACCUAGUUCUCUAGCUUGCAGUAUUGAUGAUCCUAAGUAUGGUGAUUACGUAAAUAAUCUGUCCCUGCAAGCCUUUAAGAGGAACUGCGUGCAGGAAAACAUUUCUGACUCGAGCUAUGAAGCUGGGCUUGAAUUGGCUAUGAAAUCCUCAGGAAUAGACAGCCAGGGAUCAGCUGCCACACCCGUCAAGGAUUGCCUACGGAUGGCAAGGAGACUAGGUCGUUCACCAUCUCUGAAACAUGCUAGCCUAGCAGUUACCUUAUCCAAGUUUGUACCUUACAGAGCUGAAAUAGAAUGGUAUAAAGCACUGUGUGAUAAGGCAGAUGACCAGCUUGGGUACUAUGACUCGUUCAAGGGGAGGGGGUCUUCAAGAAGGGGCAUGAAAAUUAACAUGAACCGUCUCAAACUUGCCAGGUUCUGGAACAACGUAAUUGAGAUGUUGGAAAGUAAUCAACUACCUUAUGACUUCGAUAGGAGUAGAAAAUGGACCAAUUCUUCUCAAUUCUAUAAACUCUUGGUUGAGCCACUGGAUAUUGCAGAGUAUUACAGGAAAGGGAUGCACAGAACCAAGGGGCAUUACAUACAGCAUGGUAGAGAGAGAAGGUAUGAAAUUUUUGAUAGAUGGUGGAAGGAAAAAACACCUACUGCUGCGGAAGGAAAUCAUAUGAGGAGCACUUUUGCAAGUUUGACCCAAGAUUCAUGCUUCUGGGCAAGGGUAGAAGAAGCAAGGGACUGGUUAGAUAGCGUCAGAAGCGAAACUGACACAUGCAAGCAGGCUUAUUUAUGGGGUAACAUCGAGAAGUUUGAAAAUUAUGCUGGCCAACUCAUUGAAAAUAAGGAGGUAUCCAAAGACGUUUUGGCUAAAAACUCGAGUUACAGUGUAUGGACGGAGGAGUUAAGAGAACUGAGAGAGAUGUAAACAAAGGUGCCAAACCUUCCUCCUCAGUUUACCCAUUUUGUGAACGGGGCAGUAGUUCCUUAAUUAGCAUGCAAUUAGGAUCAUGUAAGCUUUACUCUUUGCUUGUAAGCUUAAGUCCAAGUCUCUCAGAACAGCUUCUGCUGCAAAAUAACUUGUAUGCUGCUUUAUGACUUUAUGCCAUCAGGAUGUCCUUAAGUGCGUAUAAGAAGCAGGGAAAAAGUGAGUGACAAAUUAUUCUUGGUCGUUUUACCCAAAUAAAUGAACACUUUCUUCAGUAA
Messenger RNA from Prosopis cineraria, 2305 nucleotides. Its product is annotated as lipase-like PAD4. Lineage: Eukaryota; Viridiplantae; Streptophyta; Magnoliopsida; Fabales; Fabaceae. The record is from RefSeq and is a predicted model, not a curated record. Gene Ontology annotation, biological process: lipid metabolic process.